Molecule: messenger RNA, 1784 nt
Organism: Gopherus flavomarginatus (Mexican gopher tortoise)
Lineage: Eukaryota; Metazoa; Chordata; Testudines; Testudinidae
Gene: NIT2
Product: nitrilase family member 2
Exons: 10
Coding region: 40-891 (283 amino acids)
Biological process (GO): oxaloacetate metabolic process; L-glutamine metabolic process
Cellular component (GO): mitochondrion
Molecular function (GO): omega-amidase activity
Source: RefSeq, a predicted model, not a curated record
UGGGUCUAUCAGCUGAGGCCGCGUUGGCCUAGGACUGGGAUGCUGCCCGCGCGAGGAGUCAUGGCCAACUUCCGUCUAGCACUAAUCCAGCUUCAUGUAUCUGCUGUCAAGUCAGAUAAUCUGAACAAAGCUUGUGGAUUGAUAAGAAAAGCAACAGCACAAGGAGCAAAAGUUGUGGCUCUGCCUGAAUGCUUUAACUCUCCCUAUGGUACUAAAUAUUUUCGUGAAUAUGCAGAGAAAAUCCCUGGAGAAUCCACACAGAAGCUCUCAGAAGUUGCAAAAGAGUGUGGCAUCUAUCUCAUUGGAGGAUCCAUUCCAGAAGAGGAUGCUGGGAAGUUGUAUAACACGUGUACUGUUUUUGGACCUGAUGGUGCUACGUUGGCUAAGCACAGAAAGAUUCAUUUAUUUGACAUUAAUGUUCCUGGGAAAAUCCGGUUUCAGGAGUCAGAAACUCUGAGCCCAGGGGACAGUUUCUCCAUCUUUGAUACUCCAUACUGUAAAGUGGGACUGGGGAUCUGCUAUGACAUCCGAUUUGCUGAGCUUGCUCAAAUCUACACACAGAAAGGUUGCCAGCUGCUAGUGUAUCCAGGGGCUUUUAAUAUGACAACUGGACCAGCCCACUGGGAACUGCUGCAAAGGGGACGAGCGGUUGAUAACCAAGUCUAUGUGGCUACUGCAUCUCCUGCUAGGGACGAGAAAGCGUCUUAUGUUGCCUGGGCACACAGCACUGUAGUAAACCCAUGGGGGGAAGUCAUAGCCAAAGCUGGCACUGAGGAAACCAUUAUCUACACAGAUAUAGACCUGAAGAAGCUUGCAGACGUCCGCCAACAAAUCCCCAUUCUGACUCAAAAGCGCUCAGAUCUUUACAGCAUAGAGGCAAAGAGAGAGUGAGGCUUCAUGCGUACAGCUCCAUGCUCUUCAAAACUCAGAUCAAGAGCCGCUCUUUUGACAUUUGCUUGUAUCAUCAGACAGAAAAAGACAGUAAAAUAAUCAUUCACAAGCUAUUGCUGACCUUGCAUUCGAUAACCAUACAGUUAAGCACAAGAGCACAGGGUUCAUUUCAGAAUUAUACCAGCAUUAAGUGAAGCUGAGUAGAGGCGGCUUGUGAGCUGGCUUUUAUCUCCUUUCAUACUUUAGCUAUUUCAUGGCACUUUACAAAGCCAUGACUUAAGUGCUGGGGUAGAGUUUUGCCUGCAGCUUUUGAACACUGAACCUUGUCUAGCUGAGGAGGAAUGCUGGCCAGGACCCUGCACUUUCUGAAAAGUGCCAUGAGACUUUGUAGUUUAUACCCAAACGAUUAUUGAAGGUCUAGUAUCUCGACUGUAUUGGAUAGAGUGAGCCCUGCCGUGAGGCUUGAACCCACUGCUGUGGGUCCAGAGGUACGGCUAACACCAGCCCACUGACAUACACCGAAGUUAUAUUUUCUGUAUGCAGUGAUGUAAAAUCAAAGGUCUUUCUACUGUGCCUGUCACUGUCAUAUCUAGGCAUCAAAUUAAUGAUGACUUUUCUUCUCCUGCCUUUCUGCCCUAUGCAUCCCAGCCUGGGCAUAGAGGAUGAAUUCCUACUCCCGUUUGCUGCUGCUCGCAGUUCUCUAGCACUUGCCUGUCUUCCUGCUUCAGGUUCCCUCUGGAGCCUAUUGCUGUCAACCCUUAACUGGCUGCGGAGGAGGGGACACUGGGCUAAGGCUGCCAUUUUAUGCAAGAUCCUUGCAACUGUGUUCAGCAUCAGUAUCUACCAAGUUAAUUUUUACACUGUUCUUUAUAUUAAACACACUAUUAUUCUUA